AUGGAUUCUCCCCCACCAAAACCAAGCCUCAGAACCCGUCUCGGCCUCGCAUUGCGCACCAAAUCCCGCUCGGCUACCAAACUUGCAAAAGCACCGCCCUCAGAGCCCUUCAAAAAAGUCACCUCCUCAACCACAACCAAAUCGACAUCCGCAUCUACCUCCUCCGCCCUCUCCACAUCUACCUCCUCCACCCUCUCUCCAGCCAGUCCAAACCCAAAACCCCGUCCCCUCGCCCACGGCGCGAUAUAUCGCCCGACAGAAGACAACACCAACACGCAAACGGGCGAGCGGCGAGAUGACACGGAUUUACUGCACGGAUUGAUGCAUCGGGAGUCAGACUCCUCCUUAGACUCCGCCUACGAACGGCUGAAACGGAAACGGGAAGAGGAAGUUGAUGACCGACCGCCAGGAGAAGGAGAUGUCGAGAAGCUGCCUGCGGAUCUCUGGAUCGCGAUUGCGGACUUUUUGAGCCCCUGUGAUGCAGCAAAUCUAGCGUACGCGAGUAAAACGCUUGCGAGUAGGUUGGGCACGGGGGCUUGGCAGGAGCUAAAUCGUCCUGAGAAUCUGAGAGAGAAAAUCAAAUUUCUGGGGGGCAUGGAUGGCAAGAUGCCCGGUCACCUGUUGUGCUUUCUAUGUGGGAUAUACCACGUGCGAACACAGGCGGGGAAAGAAAGGCUCAAAGCGACCAGCGUUAUAAAUCCUCUGUAUAUCUGCGGCUCGGUGGGGAAACCGGGGUAUAAGCCUCCCAGAACGAGGUUGACGCCAGGACAUACACUCCCGUUUACGUUUGUUCAAUUAGUUUUGCGAGCAAGGAAGUAUGGGACAAGUUAUGGGAUAGACGUCAACGAGUUAGGCAGGCGGUACAAAGAUCCCUACAGCGAGUGGACGCAUCAGACGCGGUACUAUAUACGUAAAGGGCACCUUCUCCUGCGCGUCACAUCUCGCAGCUUCGCAUCUCCUGGCCUCCCACCAAGCGGACAACGCCACCUCCUCUACUCCCGCGAAGACUACACGCCGUACUUCUCCGUGUGCGCGCACUGGCGGGACGGUGAACUAAUGGACGUGUGCAAAUGCGCGCUGGGGCAUAUCCCCAAGCAUAGAGAGACCAUCGCGCAGCAGAUGAAGCGGGGUCCGCAGAUCCAGGGCGCGCUGAGGAACCCGAAUCCGAUUGUCAGUCUUUGUAGCUUUUGUCGCCCGAUGAGGCGGUGUCCGGAGUGUCCGAGUGAGUAUUUGGUUGAGCUUAAGUUGGCGGAGGACAAGAAUGAUCCGCUUGUGAAGUUUAAGCAGGCUAUCACUGUGACGAGGUGGUGCGAUUUGGGGGAUGGGUCGAGCCCUAUUGGUCCGGAAUGGGCCGCCAUCAAUGGCGAGGGGGAGACGGCAUAUGAUUCUUUUGCCAACAUGGGACGCAGAGCUAUCUCGGGGAUCUUUGAGAGUCAGUCUGGGGUGACCAUUCCUGGGCAAAGAAUGCUGAGUCUUAAUCCAAAGAACGAGAAGCUUGGCGAGGAGGGCCAUGGGUGGUAUUGA
Molecule: messenger RNA, 1524 nt
Organism: Hyaloscypha bicolor E
Lineage: Eukaryota; Fungi; Ascomycota; Leotiomycetes; Helotiales; Hyaloscyphaceae
Exons: 1
Coding region: 1-1524 (507 amino acids)
Source: RefSeq, a predicted model, not a curated record